This is a messenger RNA of Sordaria macrospora k-hell, 1041 nucleotides long. RefSeq lists its product as uncharacterized. Gene Ontology annotation, biological process: carbohydrate metabolic process. Gene Ontology annotation, molecular function: cellulose binding; hydrolase activity. Lineage: Eukaryota; Fungi; Ascomycota; Sordariomycetes; Sordariales; Sordariaceae. The record is from RefSeq and is a predicted model, not a curated record. Gene Ontology annotation, cellular component: extracellular region.
AUGAAGUUCUCGUCCAUCGCCUCCGGCCUUCUGGCCCUCGGCGCCUCCUUCGCGAGCGCCGCCGAGAUGGUCAAGCGUGCCUCGCUCCAGCAGGUCACCAACUUCGGCUCCAACCCCUCUGGCGUCAAAAUGUACAUCUAUGUCCCCAACAAGCUUGCUACCAAGCCCGCCAUCAUCGUUGCCAUCCACUACUGCAGCGGCACUGCUUCGGCUUACUACCAGGGCACUCAGUAUGCUCAGUUGGCUGAGACAUAUGGCUACAUUGUCAUCUACCCCGAGUCUCCCUACAGCGGCACUUGCUGGGAUGUUUCGUCGCCGGCCUCUCUCACCCACAACGGUGGAGGCAACAGCAAUUCCAUCGCCAACAUGGUCACCUAUACCAUCAACCAGUACGGUGCCGACGCCAGCAAGGUAUUCGUCACCGGCACCAGCUCCGGUGCCAUGAUGACCAACGUCAUGGCAGCCACCUACCCGGAGAUGUUCGCCGCCGGCUCUGCCUACGCGGGCGUGGCUGCCGGGUGCUUUUACACGGGAACCGUUAAUGGUUGGAACUCGACCUGCUCUCAGGGCCAGUCCAUCCACACCCAGCAGGAGUGGGCCAACACUGUCUACAACAUGUACCCGGGCUACACGGGCGCGCGCCCCAAGAUGCUCAUCCACCACGGCUCCGCCGACACCACCAUCUACCCGCAGAACUUCAACGAGACCAUGAAACAGUGGGCCGGCGUCUUCGGUUACACGUACGGCCAGCCCCAGCAGACCAUCGCCAACAACCCCGCUUCCGGCUGGACCAAGUACGUCUACGGCCCCAACCUCGUUGGCAUCACUACUGCUGUUACCACCACCGCUGCUUCUACUACCACUCUUGCUACCUCUACCAAGACUUCGACUGCCCCCGCUACCACCAGCUCUGCUAGCAAUGGUGGGUGCACCAGCCAGCGCUGGGGCCAGUGCGGAGGUAUUGGAUGGACUGGCUGCAGUGCUUGCGUUAGCCCGUACACUUGCCAGAAGAUCAACGACUGGUACUCUCAGUGCUUGUAA